Messenger RNA from Pelagomonas calceolata, 1365 nucleotides. The record is from the annotation of a GenBank genome assembly. NCBI's taxonomy places the organism in Eukaryota, Pelagophyceae, Pelagomonadales, Pelagomonadaceae.
AUGACGACGCUCCUCCUGCUCUCACUCGCCGGCGCGGCCGCGGCGGCCCCGGAGCUCGUUUCUAUCCUCGAGGCGUUUGACGGCUCAGCCGAUGCGCUGGAUAUGAUGGCCCCGCCAGGCCCAUUUUCGCCGGGAAAUCUCGAUAUAGCGAGCGCCGCCGAUGGUACUCUGCGUCUCGAGUACGAAUACAAGAUGCCAGCCGCGGGACCGGCCGGCGUUUUCGUCGAGCGGUUCGCGCCAAACAGCACCACGUUCGCAUGCGCCGGCGCGACGCACGUGGCCCUCCGCUACAAGGUCGUCAACGCGUCGACGCUGCCCGGCUCCGUCCACCUGCGCAUCGGUGUCCAGACGAAGAUCGGGGACGAUGAAGACGCGGGCCCACCAGCGCGUCGCCUCCAACCGAGCGGUCCGCCGGGCGAUGGCCCGCCGGGCGGAGGACCGCCGGGAGGCGGACCGGGUGGUCCGCCGAGCGACGGCGAGCCGCUCGCCUUCUUCCUCUGGGGCAACGGCUUCGUUCUCGACGAAGUGACUGGCGAGUGGCAGACGCUCCUCGUCGAGCUGUGCUCGGGCGGCUCGCGGAGUGUAGACCCGUUCGUCGAUAUAGGCAGGGCGGGCACGAUCCUCGACGCGAGCGAUAUACGGCGCUGGCGUAUAGGUGCAGGGAUGCACGGCGCGCCCGGCGAGACGGCUCAAGGCAGUUUCCUCGUCGACGAGCUCUCCUGCGUCCGCGACCCGAGCUACUCCCGCGCGCCCGGCAACUGCACGGCCGCGCCCGGCGCGUGCUCGGAAGUAGGCCCGGUGCGCUUCGACAUUAACUCUCCGCGCGCUCGGAACCGGGGCUACAAGCCGCGGCAAUGCUGCGAAGCGUGCACCGCAGACCCGACCUGUGUUUAUUGGACGACCGACGCCACGGCGAAAUUCACCGUCGCCGACGGGGAGCCGGAGGAGCGUGUUCUCUUUGGUGAUCUCGUCGAGGCAGUGGUUUACUACGAAGAUUUGGACGCGUCGUUCCCGGGCGACGAGAUACGAAACAAGCCGACGCCGGACUUUCGGCCGGGCACGAGCGGUCUCCCGCGCGUCGCGCAGCGCGGAAGGAGCGUCGCGCGGAGCGCCGCGCGGCCGUCCAUGCUCUCGUCGUUGCGGUCUUCGCUGUCGCGCUCGACGAAGAACUUUCGCCAUUCAUCGUCGGACACCCAGAAUCAUGGGCUCUCGCCGCUGUCGACGUCGAGAUCCCUGCCGCAAGCGCUGACCCGCGACUCGAGCCUCGGCGGCUCCUCCAGCAAGAGCCCGAACUCCCUCGUCUGGACCGCGUCGGCGCCGCGGCCCGUCGUCCCCCCUUCCCCGCACAACGAGGACCGCGUGUGA